Molecule: messenger RNA, 2773 nt
Organism: Colletotrichum destructivum
Lineage: Eukaryota; Fungi; Ascomycota; Sordariomycetes; Glomerellales; Glomerellaceae
Product: Putative AAA+ ATPase domain, tetratricopeptide-like helical domain superfamily
Exons: 2
Coding region: 89-2689 (866 amino acids)
Molecular function (GO): protein binding; ATP hydrolysis activity
Source: RefSeq, a predicted model, not a curated record
CGCGAUGUCGUCUAGUUUAGAACUCACCCUUAUUCACCCCCAAGAACGCAUGGUCAGAUCCAUGAUCGCCUAGUCUUGGAAACACGAGAUGGAUCCGCAGAUGGCCUUCAACGGCCCUCUGCGUGGCCAGAGUGUCGUCGCCGGCAUGUCCGUCUCGGGCGGCACAGCCAACGUCCACUUCCAUCACGCCGCCAACAACCCCCCCCAAACAGCACCCUUGCGAGUCCUCCCCUUCUCCCGGAACGAGGAUGUCGUCGUUCGCCCCGGAAUCUUCUCUCAGCUCGCUCAGCUGCUCCCCGUCUCCGAGGCCCGACACGCCGCUCUCUGCGGCCUUGGCGGAUCUGGGAAAACGCAGGUCGCACUCGAGUUUGCCUACCGACGAGCCGACGAUGACAGCUCUUGCGCCAUCUUCUGGGUCCAUGCCGAUACCGAAGCAACCUUUACCCAAGACUACGCCUUGAUUGCGAGAAAGGCGGGAUUAUCAGCUCCGAAUAGCGAGGAGUUGCUGACGGCCGUGUGCCACUUCAUCGAAACACAGCCGCGGUGGCUGCUAGUUCUCGACAACGCUGACAACCUGCGGCUCUUCGGUGUUGGUGUCACGCCUUCGUCCGAGCAGGCCUCCUCGAAAAGUCUGAAUAGUUACGUGCCCAAAGGCCCCACGGGAUCGAUCCUAUGGACGAGUCGUGACGGCAGGAUUGCUGGCAGCCUCGUUGGACCGAUGCGGGCUAUUCAGAUUACCAGCAUGCUGCCUCUGGAAGCCCAAACACUACUCGUAACGGCGAGGGGCAGCAACCUCAAAGACGACGAGCUGGAUGACGCUGUGGCCUUGCUCUCGGAGCUGCAUUACAUCCCACUUCCAGUCUCCCAGGCUGCUUCAUACAUCCGAAGGACGGCCAUGCCAAUCAAGAAGUAUCUGUCCAGGCUCAGGGACGGGAAAAAGCGGUGGGCACUUCUCAAGAAGACCGACUUUGACCGCCAUCGCCGAGAAGGAGUCAGCAACAGUAUCCUGGAGACAUGGAACAUCACCAUCGAACUCCUCAAUGAGGAAGACAAGACGGCUGUGAAGAUCCUUCACAUUCUGGCGUACUUCGACAAUCAGAACAUCCCCAGAAAGAUGAUCAAAGCCGUAGCAGCAGCAGCGGUAGCAACAGCAGACACAUUUUCAGAGGUGGCUUGCGAAGACAACGACGGAAGUUGGGAUGUCUCAUGCGCGGAGAGCGAAAGUGACGAAGACCCGGAAGGCGAUGACCAGGACGCAGGUGAUGGUGACGAUAUCCCGCAUGUCACUACCAAUGACUCGGACAAAGGCGAAGAAGAUGCAAAAGACACCAUCGACGCACCUAGCUAUGCUGCCGGACACUCGGAUAACAUUGAGGAAGUCACAACCGACAGUGACAACACUACGGAUGAUAGCGAUGAAGACACGAGUGACAGUGACGACUCCACUGAGGAUGCCCUCACCCGGCUACGAGAGUUCUCGUUUCUACACAUGACAACACGCCCAGACGGCAAACAAGUCUACGACAUGCACAAGCUCGUGCAGGAGGCCACUCUGUACAGCCAUGGGGUUGAAAAGAACAGCAGUAGCAAUGCGAGCCAUUCUCAGAUGGCGAUUCGGAUACUCACGAACCUUUUCCCAGAACGCAAGCGGGAAACCUGGGAAGACUGUGAGACUCUCAUCCCGCACGUCAUGCGACUCAGCAGAUGCGCCAAAAUACCUGGACAGGAAUUGCCAAUCUCGAACUUGCUAGGUCGUGCGUCCGAUUAUUUAUACGACCGAGGACGUUGGAGCGAAAGAGAGGUCGUGGAUGAAUUGGUGUACUCGUUGCGCCUCAUGACUCUGGGCCAGAGACACCUUAAAACCAUUAAAAGCAUGACCCAGCUUGGAGUAACAUACCAUGGACAGGGUAGAUACAGAGAAAGCGAAAGGAUCUCAGCAGAAGUACUGAAGCUGCAUCAGGAGGUUCUUGGUCCAAGACACCCUCAGACUCUCAGAAGCAUGGCUGAGCUUGCAACGACAUACCACAGCCAGGGAAGGCUUGAAGAGAGCGAGAACAUCAAGACAGAGGUAUUAGAACUGCAACGGGAGGUUCUUGGUCGAAGACACCCUGAGACAAUUAAUAGCAUGGCUCAGCUUGCAAUAACAUACCACAACCAAGGUAGAUACGAAGAGAGCGAGAACAUCACAACAGAAGCAUUAGAGCUAUCGCGGGAGGUUCUUGGCCCAAGACACCCUGAGACAAUUAAAAACAUGGCUGAGCUUGCAACAACAUACCACAACCAAGGUAGAUACGAAGAGAGCGAGAACAUCACAACAGAAGUGUUAGAGCUGCGACAGGAGAUCCUUGGUCCAAGACAUCCUGAGACAAUUAAAAUCAUGGCAGAUUUGGCAAUAACAUUCUAUGCUCAGGGUAGGUACAAAGAGAGCGAGAACAUCACAACAGAAGCAUUGGGGCUAUUGCGGGAGUUUCUUGGUGCAAGACACCCUAGGACAAUCAACACGAUGUUCUGGCUGGCCAGGUGCUGGAACCGCCAAGGCAGGGAUGAGGAGGCAAUGGCACUGAUGAACGAUUGUUAUCGGCUACAUUGCGAUGUUUUGGGCCCGGAACACCCGUAUUCUAAGGAGGUGAAAGACGAUGUAGAUUCAUGGGUCUUGGCUCGAAGGGAGGCAGAACACCCAUCCGGAUGAACGUGGCUUGAGGUCUACAAUACUGUGCUCAUCGUGUAUUUGAGAAGCUAUUGAGUCACGCCAUCCUAGUCAAUGCAAUAAUAU